AUGGCUGGUGGCCUCGUCAAAUACCGGCAUCUGAGCCGCAAGUCCUCGGCCAGACAGGCUCUGCUGCGAGGCCUCGUUACCCAGCUCGUGCAAUAUGAACACAUCCAGACCACAUACGCAAAGGCAAAGGAGACGCAGCGACUCGCCGAAAAGUUAAUAACGCUCGCCAAAAGAAACAAUGAGCCGUGCAGGAGGUCGGCGCAGGGUAUUCUUUAUACACCAAACCUGCUUAUGCCCAAGCUCUUUGGCGAGCUACGGAACCGCUACCUGACCCGCGAGGGAGGCUAUACUCGAGUCGUCCGCACCGAGCCCAAGAACACAUACGACCAGGGCGAGAGCGCAAUCCUGGAGUUUGUCGAUGGAAAGAAGGAUUCUCGCUUCAUGAUGACGGCCAAGACUCUUGCGCGAGACCGGCUAUUAGGACGAUCCUCGACCCCUGUGACGCUCCAGAACGUGAAGAAGGUGACCAAGUUCCGCGACGAGAAGGAGCUGGAGGAAAUGGUUCAGCGCUUCAUGAUU
This is a messenger RNA of Trichoderma harzianum CBS 226.95, 519 nucleotides long. RefSeq lists its product as hypothetical. The record is from RefSeq and is a predicted model, not a curated record. Gene Ontology annotation, cellular component: ribosome; mitochondrial large ribosomal subunit. The annotation marks the transcript as partial. NCBI's taxonomy places the organism in Eukaryota, Fungi, Ascomycota, Sordariomycetes, Hypocreales, Hypocreaceae. Gene Ontology annotation, biological process: translation. The transcript has 2 exons. Gene Ontology annotation, molecular function: structural constituent of ribosome.